Molecule: messenger RNA, 1254 nt
Organism: Miscanthus lutarioriparius
Lineage: Eukaryota; Viridiplantae; Streptophyta; Magnoliopsida; Poales; Poaceae
Source: the annotation of a GenBank genome assembly
AUGGGCAACGCCCUGGGGUGCACGGGGCUCGGCGAGCGGCUGGCGGCCGCCGCGAGGGACGGCAACGCGGCGGGGGUGCGCCGGCUGCUGGAGGGCAACCCGGGGCUCGCCCGCUGCGCCGCCUUCGGCAGCCUCAACUCGCCGCUCCACCUCGCCGCAGCCAAAGGCCACCACGAGAUCGCUGUGUUGCUGCUGGAGAACGGAGCAGACGUGAAUGCCAGGAACAUUUACGGUCAGACGGCGUUGAUGCGGGCGUGCCGGUUCGGUCACUGGGAGGUGGUUCAGACGCUGCUGGUUUUCAGGUGCAACGUGUCCAAGGUGGACAGCCUGAGCAGCCGGACGGCGCUGCACCUGGCGGCGGCGGGCGGCCACGUCAAGUGCGCGCGCCUGCUGCUGGCCGGCGCCGGCGGCAACGGCAGCAACGCCAGCAGCAAGCUCGUGAACAGGGCGGACAGCGGCGGCGUGACGGCGCUCCACCUGGCGGCGCUGCACGGGCACGCAGACUGCGUGCACCUGCUCAUCGACGAGCGCGCCGACGUCGCCGCGCCCACGCUGCCCUGCGCCGCGUCGCCCAUGGCGUCCAUCGGCGCCGGCAGCACGCCGCUGCACUACGCCGCCGCGGGUGGCGAGGUCAAGUGCUGCCAGAUCCUCGUGUCGCGAGGCGCCGACAGGACCGCCGUCAACUGCAACGGGUGGCUCCCGGUGGACGUGGCUGGGACGUGGGGAUGCCACUGGCUGGAGCACGUCCUGUCGCCCAAGUCUCACCUGCCCAUCCCCAAAUUCCCGCCCUCCGCCUACCUCUCGGCGCCGCUCGCCAGCGUGCUCACCCUCGCAAGGGACUGCGGCCUGGUUCUGAACACUACGCCGCCGGAGGUCCUGGACGGCGGCGCCGACGACGACGGCAACGCCUGCGCAGUCUGCCUCGAAAGACCCUGCACCGUCGCAGCCGAAGUGUGCGGGCACGAGCUGUGCGUCAAGUGCGCGCUGGACCUGUGCUCGGUGAUCAAGUCCUACGACGUGCCGGGGAUCGUCGGCACCAUCCCCUGCCCGCUCUGCCGGAGCGGCAUCGCCUCGUUCAGGAGACGGGUGGCGGACGAGGCCGAGCCUGACGCGAACGCCGGCGGUGGCUGUCGUCGCGGGGCCGGCGACCACCAGGCGUUGUUCAGCCCGGAGAAGAAACUGAGCACGGAUUCGGACCAGGAUGCAACACAUGCUUGCUGUGAAUCCGAGGACGACUCAAGUCUUUGCCACUAA